CAGCAGCUCGUAUAAAAGCCCGGCGGCUCGGAGACGCUCAGUCGAUUCCUGAAGAGAGUGUGGAGCUGGACAUCAUCAUGAACCUGUGGAUCAGAGGUCAUCUCCUGUUUGCGUUGCUGUUUGUGAGCAGCUCGGCUCUGACGCCUGAAGAAUGCGAGCCGCUGAUCAAGCCUCUGUCCAUGGCCGACCCUUCGGUGCUGCACGGCAGGAUAAACCUCCUGUUCGGCUACACAGAUAACGACAUCUUUAAAGCCAUCCUGAACGCAACUCACAGCUCCUGGCUGAACAUCACAGCAGGAGAGGACGGUGGACUUACUGUAAGCGAAGAGAACAACAUGAAUGGAACCUGCAGCGGUGCAAAGACAAACCUGACCAUCGAAGGCGACACGGCCAGAGGAGUCUUGGCUGAGGUACAGACAGGGUUCCACAUCCUGCCUACCUGUGACGGCUGUGUGGUCUUCAGCGUUAACAGCAGCGCCAACGACAGCAAGAAAGUCCUGGAAGCCUUUGGGGUUGAAAAUCCGUCUGACUCUCAGGAGCUCAAGGCCCACUCGGUUUAUCUUCUUGCCAGAGAGACGACUGUGAAGGACUCUGAUAUAGAACGUUUCAAGAAGCAGGCGAGCUGCCUGGGCUUCCACGGAGAACCAGACUGGACCUACAGUCCUGACAAAGAGUUCUGUAAGGAAGACGUCAGGCCUCCAAACUAACAGAAGAAAAAACACACCAGACAGAUGAAGCCGAGGACGUCAGAGACAAGAAGAAGCAAUAAACGUGUGGUCUGUGUUUUUUGUAAUGAAAUAAACUGCUUUAACGUAGA
Molecule: messenger RNA, 817 nt
Organism: Acanthochromis polyacanthus (spiny chromis)
Lineage: Eukaryota; Metazoa; Chordata; Actinopteri; Pomacentridae
Exons: 6
Coding region: 78-707 (209 amino acids)
Source: RefSeq, a predicted model, not a curated record